CCAGCACGCAGACACACGCGCAGACACACACACACACACACACACACACACACACACACACACACACGCUGGGGGGCUGGGAGGAUUUAGGACUUGGGUGGCUCCAGAAGUUGGCCGACCUGAGCGGAGAGGGCGGGGCCAGGGGAGGAGCGGGCAGGUAGAUUCCUUUCUCCCAGGAGCUGCCACUCAGGAAGGUCUCUGCGUAGCCAGGCCAUGCUGGGGACGAGUCCUCACUGACGGACAGCUGUGGACGCAGAGACUGCAGCAUUUCCCCGUGUGCCCGCGCCCUGCCUUUGAAGUGGCCCUUGGACACCUGCUCCGAUCUUCCCAACGUGGAUUCCGGGAUCCCGGCCCUCUGGGCCCAACAUCUGGAUCUUGCCUUCUCAACCAGUCCUAGGUCCCUUCCUUUGGGUGCCUGGCGUCUCCCCAGGGGCCCUCAUCCUGGGCCAUGGCCCAGAGGGCAGACCUGGGGCCUAAGCGGCUAAAGGCUGUGGCCAUUCUGCUUUUGCUUGGAUCAUUCCGGUCUGGUCUGGCCUCCUGCGGUGUGGCUUCCCAGGCACGAGUCACCGGUGGCAGCAGCGCCGUCCCUGGCCAGUGGCCCUGGCAGGUCAGCAUCCUCUUUGAUGGCACCCACGUGUGUGGUGGUUCUCUCGUGUCUGAGAAGUGGGUGCUGUCGGCUGCUCACUGCUUCCCCAGGGAGCACCAAAAGGAAAUGUACGAGGUGAGGCUGGGGGCCCACCAGCUGGACUCCUUCACGCCUGAGGCGGAGGUCCGCACCGUGGCCCACGUCCUCGUCCACCCCAGCUACCAGCAGGAGGGCUCCCAGGGCGACAUCGCCCUCCUGCGACUCAGCAGCCCCGUCAGCUUCUCCCGCUACAUCCGGCCCAUCUGCCUCCCCGCGGCCAACGCCUCCUUCCCCAAUGGGCUCCAGUGCACGGUCACUGGAUGGGGCUACGUGGCCUCCUCAGUGAGCCUCCAGGCCCCCCGGCCACUACAGCAGCUCGAGGUGCCACUCAUCAGUCGGGAGACGUGUAACUGCCUGUAUAACAUCAACGUGAAGCCCGGCGAGCCCCACUACAUCCAGCAGGACAUGGUGUGUGCUGGUUACGUGAAGGGGGGCAAGGACGCCUGCCAGGGUGACUCUGGGGGGCCACUGUCCUGCCCUGUUGGGGGCCUCUGGUACCUGGCAGGCAUUGUGAGCUGGGGUGAUGCCUGUGGCGCCCCCAACAGGCCUGGCGUGUACACUCUGACCUCCACCUACGCCUCCUGGAUUCACCACCAGGCAGAGGUACAGCCCCGUGUGGUGGGCCAGACCCAGGAGUCGCAGCCCGACAUCGGCCUCUGCAGGAACCAUCUGGCCUUCGCCUCUGCCCCUGCCCGGGGACGGCUGGGGCCCAUCCUCCUGCUGCCACUAGCCCUAACCCUGGGCCUCCUCCACGCACACUGGGAGCUCUGAGCUGCUCCCCUGCGAGCUGACCCUGCCGCCAGGACUGCCAUGCCGCACCCAAGAACGGAUGCCUACCUGUCUCCAGGAACGCACCUGGACCCUCUGUGACACUCGUUGGGCCUGGGGCCUGGCUUGUCACCCCUUCCUCCCAGGAAUCCGUGGACCUGGGUCCCAUCCUGGACUUCUGUGCCUACUCAGUGGGGUGUGUUCUUUAGGACCACAGCCCAGUUGGGUUUUACUGCCCGUGGUACUGGCAGUAGCUCUGGCCACCUGCUGUCCAUGAGCCCACUGGCUGUGCUCCUGUGGGGCCCCCCACGGAAAUGGGCCCUGGCUCUUGUGUCUUAAAGACUGGGCAGUUGCCCGCCGACUGCUGCUGAGGGGCUGGCUCCGUGCCCCCAUUCUGCCUGAGGAGCCCCCAUCUCUUCACGCUCCUCUCGUCUUCCGGGCUCGGGUCACCUGUGGGCCACACAUUUGCGAGGACAGAACAGGCCCCCAUCCUGCCUCAUCGGCUGCCAGGCCCCCCUUGAGCCCCGACUCGUGGACUCCGGAGGAAUGAGCCCCCACCGGAACUGGGCUUGGGCUGGGAUCUCGGGGAGGGGGGCACAAGGAGCAAGAAGGAGUAA
Molecule: messenger RNA, 2070 nt
Organism: Rhinolophus ferrumequinum (greater horseshoe bat)
Lineage: Eukaryota; Metazoa; Chordata; Mammalia; Chiroptera; Rhinolophidae
Gene: PRSS8
Product: serine protease 8
Exons: 5
Coding region: 449-1456 (335 amino acids)
Biological process (GO): proteolysis; positive regulation of sodium ion transport
Molecular function (GO): serine-type endopeptidase activity; sodium channel regulator activity
Source: RefSeq, a predicted model, not a curated record